Messenger RNA from Ordospora pajunii, 1032 nucleotides. RefSeq lists its product as uncharacterized. Bases 1 to 1032 code for a protein of 343 amino acids. NCBI's taxonomy places the organism in Eukaryota, Fungi, Microsporidia, Ordosporidae. The transcript has a single exon. The record is from RefSeq and is a predicted model, not a curated record.
AUGGCAGAGCAGGAUAGAGGAGAACUUAAAAACAACAAUAGGUUGUAUGUUAUAAUUGGAAGCAUAGUGCUUGUGAUUGUACUUCUGCUAUUGAUAAUCUUUCUGUGGCCUGCAGGACCGCUUGGAAAGCUUACUGAAAAGGAUGUUGAGAAGAUAGUCAAGGAAGUGCCGCCGAGGUAUUCUUUCAUUGAGGAGGCAAUUAGUAAGGAUGCAAAGCCUGCAGAGGAUAAGGAUGAAAAGAAAGAGCCUGUGAAGCUUGAUCAUGUGGAGGUGUUCAAAGCAAUAAAGGCAACAAUGGAUCAGUUUAAGAAGGGAGAUGAGGAUGUAAACAGGCCAGCGAUGAUGGUAUACAACAGUUUGAUGGCGACUUCAUCUACUAUUGAUAGUAAUUUUGCUGAUGCAAUCAGCGAUAGUGUGAUUAAAGCCAGAAGUAUUCUGUUUGAAGACUCGAAGGUAAAGGUUGAAGAUAUCAUAUCGAUUAUAAAGACGCCAUACCAAGAGAUACGAAGCAAAUAUGAAAAGGAAAUUGCAGAAAUCAUAAAGAAAAAGGAGGAGGAUGCUGUUAAGAAGGGUGCCAGUGCGGAGAAUGAAACCCCAGAAGAUGUUGAGAUUCAAGAGGAAAACAAUAGGAUGUCUGAGCUCUAUGCAAAGGUUAUGAUUAAGUAUCUGUUCAGUCCAACUGGACUGGUGGAAGACAGCAAAUUUUUUGAGGAUGCUGCGUUUGGAUAUAACAAAGCCAAGUACUUUGAGUCUGUGCUGAAUAAUAUGAGCUCUGAAAUGAAGAGUGUUUCUGAGUCUAAACUAGCUGUCGAUUACAAAGGUGCCAAACCAAUGCCCAUGCCUGUGAUAAAUUACAUAUUUGUAACAAUUUCACAGAUGGCAAAGAUGAUUCUUGAUGAGAAGCCGGUUGUAACGAUACCUAUAAUCAAUACUAUUAUAUCAUCCAAUCCGGUAGAUACUCCAGUAGACAAGGCUAUUCAAUCUAUAAAAACGACAAUGAAUACUACAAGCAGCAAUAAGCGCAACGCAUGA